UUGCCUAGCAUCAUAUUUUACAUCUUAAUGGUGCACUUGGUGUGUAAAAUCUUGAUCUUCAAAGUACCUAUUCUGUCAAAUAAAUGUAGUGGAGAAAAAAAAAUACAAUGUCUGAGUAGAAGGCUAUAAAGUCAUUUAAUGUGUGUACUCAAUUAAAUGCCUCAAAUCUUUAGGCUACUUAAGUGUAGUUACUUUCCAUCUCUGCCAAACUGAGCAGUGGAGCUUCUUCUUCUUUGUCAUCUGAGGAGAAGCUGGUGUCCAAAUUUAUAACUGUUGGAUGAACUUGGACCCAAAAUGGGAAACUGAUUCAUUUAAAACACAGAUGUAUGAAAACCCAAUUUCCUUAAGUAGACAAAAGAAGAAAAAUAGCCUAUGUGACCUGAAAAUGGAGGAAAACUGUUGCAGACUACGCCACAAUAUUUCUGUGACAGCUUGCCGUCUCCCAUGGCAACAGUUGCCACGCUGAGGCCGGUUAAACAGUUAACGUCAUGGGAUUAUUACUAUAGCCUUAAUUAAAACAACUCUUGACACUAUCUCCCUCAAAAGUGUAAUACGGACUGAAGCAUGUAGAGCUGUUGCCUGCUGUAGUGUCGCCCUACAGCACGGAGGGGGUGUUGCCUCCAAGCGGCCACACUGAAAGCAGCGUGAGUCUGUCUCUGUAAUGUAGAGAGCAGGUCUGGCUGAAGACAUCAUUCCUACGAUGGCGGCCAAUGAGCUAGAUGUUUUCGCAAAUGAAGAAAAGCGAAACCUGGAGCUCGGGGGCCAUGUGGGCUUCGACAGUCUUCCAGACCAGUUGGUCAGUAAAUCAGUCGCACAGGGAUUCAACUUCAACAUCCUCUGUGUAGGUGAGACAGGGAUAGGAAAAUCAACGUUAAUGAACACUCUUUUCAACACAAUGUUUGAAAAUGAAGAAGGGAGCCACUACGAGAACCAAGUACAUCUACGCCCCCAAACGUAUGAUCUGCAGGAGAGCAACGUCAACCUCAAGCUGACCAUUGUGCACACCGUUGGCUUUGGAGACCAGAUCAACAAAGAGGAAAGCUAUAAACCCAUUCUUGAGUACAUUGAUGCCCAGUUUGAAAAGUACCUGGAAGAAGAGCUAAAAAUAAAGCGUUCCCUGUUGAACUGCAAUGACACAAGAAUCCACAUCUGCCUGUACUUCAUCGCUCCCACUGGACACUCCCUGAAAUCCCUGGAUCUCGUCACAAUGAAGAAACUAGACAGCAAGGUGAACAUCAUCCCUGUUAUCGCAAAGGCAGACACAGUAUCCAAGACUGAACUGGACAAAUUAAAGAUAAAGAUCAUGAGUGAGCUGGUCAGUAAUGGAGUGCAGAUAUAUCAGUUUCCUACAGAGGAUGAGGCUGUUGCAGAGAUCAACUCCUCCAUGAAUACUCAUCUUCCCUUCGCUGUGGUUGGAAGUGUAGAAGACGUUAAAGUAGGCAAUAAAAUGGUGAAAGCAAGACUGUACCCCUGGGGAUCAGUACAGGUGGAGAAUGAGAACCAUUGUGAUUUUGUGAAGCUGAGGGAGAUGCUGCUGCGUGUGAACAUGGAGGACCUCCGAGAGCAAACACACGCCCGACACUAUGAACUUUACCGUCGCUGCAAGCUGGAAGAGAUGGGCUUCAAGGACACAGACCCGGACAGCCAGUCGUUCAGCCUUCAGGAGACAUACGAAACCAAGAGGAAGGAGUUCCUCGUGGAGCUGCAGCACAAAGAGGAAGAAAUGAGACAAAUGUUUGUCAACAAAGUGAAGGAGACAGAAGCAGAGCUGAAAGAGAAGGAAAAAGAACUUCAUGAGAGGUUUGAGCAGCUCAAACGGAUGCACCAGGACGAAAAGAAGAACUUGGAGGAGAAAAGACGAGAACUGGAGGAGGAGAUGAACGCCUUCAACAGGAGAAAGGUUGCAGCUGAGACGCUGAUGGGCCAGGCACUCCAAGGCUGCUCACAACAGCCCUUCAAGAAGGACAAGGACAAGAAGAAUUGAUUUAUGGAACAAACAUCCAGGGAAACCAGGAAUGUGUCUACCAUCAGCAUGGGAAAAAGAGACUGUCAUAUCUGGCAUUACUUACUGACACUGUAUGUAUGGACUCAGUGACACAGUGACAAUGCACUUCUGUGAGCCAGAAUAAUGUGCCACUGUGUACUUAUGGAUCAAAAAGGUAGCUUUGCUCAGUGUAUUUAAUUUGUCCCUAAUGCUGACUCUGCUAGACACAAAAUAACAAAUCCAUGGACUGUUUUCAUAACACGCGGCUUGUGUUAUUUUAUGUUCUUGCCAUGAAUGUGUGUUCAUCUCCUGUUGUAAAUCUAAGUCUCCGUUUCUCAGUCAGACACUGACAGGACUUAAUAGAAACAGGAGAGUGCCAGUUACUGACUGAACUGAACUGAUGUUUGUGAGUUAUGUUUUAUAUAUUAAUAUGAAGUCAGCAUUUCUAUGUAUUAAUUAUUCACAAGUUGAAUAGCCUCCAAUACUGUUAAUAAUUAAUAGUGUAAUAAAGAUUAUCUGAUAAUGUGCAUAAAAAAUAUUGUUGGGUUUUCUUGCUGGUAGUUUGAGGUAAGAUACUUAUUGUCCAAUCACUGUUCUAUGCAACAUUUUAAACACAUUUCAUUUAUUUACAGUGAGUCUGGAAACGCAAAUAUUUUGUUCUCAUUUACAUUCAAAUAAAGAAAACUUAGAAGAGCAUCAGUUCAUCUGUUGGUUAACUGAACCCCUUUCUCAUCGUUAUUCUCACUGUUUUGAGAAUUUCCAUCACAUCAAUCAGUUUUAUCAUUUAAAGCAUUUCAUCUUGCAGCUGUUGUCAUCAUGACAUAAAGGGGUGCUAACUAGCUGGCUAACUCAGGUUUCACUUUUGUUUUUGGCUUAACAGGGUAAAUAACAAAAUCAUUAGCGAACUUGAUUGCACUAAACUUUGGGGUACAUACAGUAUCUUGUUGAGGUUUUAACUUGCUUGUUAAGAUAAAUAACAUGUUUUUUUCUUUC
Messenger RNA from Thunnus maccoyii (southern bluefin tuna), 2977 nucleotides. Its product is annotated as septin-8-A-like. Lineage: Eukaryota; Metazoa; Chordata; Actinopteri; Scombriformes; Scombridae. Gene Ontology annotation, molecular function: GTP binding; GTPase activity; molecular adaptor activity. Gene Ontology annotation, biological process: cytoskeleton-dependent cytokinesis. Gene Ontology annotation, cellular component: septin ring; cell division site; microtubule cytoskeleton. The record is from RefSeq and is a predicted model, not a curated record. Bases 701 to 1984 code for a protein of 427 amino acids. The transcript is spliced from 10 exons.